Clunio marinus is the source of this 2159-nucleotide messenger RNA. The record is from the annotation of a GenBank genome assembly. NCBI's taxonomy places the organism in Eukaryota, Metazoa, Arthropoda, Insecta, Diptera, Chironomidae.
AUGGAUAACCCAAACUUUGGAUCAUCUCAUUUAUCAUCACCAGCACUUGUGGUGUUCUCACAAGCUGCAAAUGGAUUAAGUGAUGCACUUCGACUUCAAAGGCCAUUUCACUCGCAACUUCAAGAUGCAAAAGAUUUACAUCAUUUAUCAUUGGUCAGUAGUUACGGAACUCAUCUACUGCAUGGCUUUCAGCCACAUUUCCUACAUCAACACUUAAAUCCGGCAGUAUCGUCUGCAAAUUCUAGUCCAUUCGGAAGUGGCGGUGCUUUUGUGAAACCAUUUCCUUCGAAUCUUUCUUUGCCUUCUGCAUUUGCACCACCAAAGUGUUUAGGUUUUGGUUUAGAUCAAUUCUCCAAAUUCAAGGGCUUACUGUUUGGCUCGGGAAAUAAUGCUCCGUCAACAAACGGUGGCAGUGAAUCAUUUCGAACUGAUUCGUCUAGUCCUGCCUGUGCUUCAUUGUCACCACCAGCCAAAGAUGAAUCAAUGGAGGGACAAACAAGCGAAGAAGGAGACCGUGAUAGACUUUGUAGUCCAACUCGAAGUCCCGAGACACCAGGAUUUCGAAGAAUUGGUCCUAAAAAACCUUUACAUGUUGGUGCAACGUCAGCAACAGGUCACAAUUCAUGUCCAAUUUGUGGCAUUCAAUUAUCACCCGAUGAGUUGGAAUCACAUUUUUCAGCCGAGUUAGGUCGAUUGGCUAAACCAAACAUGUACAACGAACGUCAAGAGAUACGAAGAACUCUCAGCAUGGAACUACAUGCUGUGCAAAGUAGUUUGCAGAGUCGAAGUAGUAGAUGGGAGACAUUUCAACGAAUACGAGUCAAUCGUCAAGGUCGAUUGCGGGGAAAGCUUCGAAAACGAAAAUUUGAAGAAGAAGCAUACGCUAAUAUGACGUGUCAAUCAUGUCCGGUUUGCCAUGGUCGUUUGCAGCGAACGCAAGAAGAAAUUGCACAGCAUAUCGAGGAGUGUGUUCGUAAGCAAAACAGUCAAACACAAAUACAAGAUGAAGAUGAGACGGUUGAUGUUGAGAGCUAUGGUGAAGAGACAUCAAAUGGUGCUAUAAAUAUGACGUCACAAUUAUACAAUAAUAAUAAUAAUUCCGUAAAUAACAACAAUAAUAAUAGCAAUCAAGUAAUAAAUAACAAUAACAACAUCAUAAUGCAUAAUAAAAUUGACAAAACAACUCCAGAAGAUCACACGAUAACAUCGCUGAACCGCACCACCGCAAAUUGGGAUCAUAAAAGUCGCAUGUCUUUAAACUUGAGUUGCACUCAGAUUAAUGAAAAUGGAAUCACAAGAGUGACGCCAACAAGCAGCGAUCAGAGAAUCACUGAUGUUGAGUACGAGUUGGACAAUGAUCGUGACCGAAGUCAAGAACGAAUGAGUGAUAAUGAAGAAGAAGUCAUUGUUGAUAAUACUGAUGAUGAGAAUGACUGCGGUAUGAAGAGGAAGCAAUCUCAGCCGUCGGCUCAGCGACUUGUCAACGGAUUACGAGAGAUGAAGAAAAGCACUGAAGAAGCGACUUCAAGUGUUGAAAUUGAUUCGGCGACGGAAUCAAAUAAUCAAAUAAUCGCAAGAACACCGAAUGAUACAACGCCGAAUUCUGACUCUUAUGUCAGUACAUCUGAGGCUAUUGAACCGCCGGCUUCUAAAGCUCAAGUUCUUGAAGAACUUAAAGCGAGAAUCAGAGAACUUGAAGGUUCACCUCACUACAAGUGUUUCAUAUGUAAGGAAAAAUGUAAAACAUUUAUAAUCUCAACGAUAUGUGGUCACUAUCUCUGUGAAGAUUGUUGGAUAACAGUUUCUGAUAUCGAGAAACAAUGUCCAAGAUGUAAGAUUGCAACAUUAAAUAUCGACUUUAGAAAAAUAUCAUGUUUGAAUUAAUGACGUAAUUUCAAGAAUCUUCAUCUCUAAACAUUGAUAAAAUAAUUUUCUUUUGUUAUAAAUAUUUAAACAAAUUGUUAUGUGCAAUUGACCACUUCAAAUUUGGUUGAAUUUUUCAUGUACAUAAAUAUUUCUAGCACAAUCAAUUUCUUCAUUCAAUCAUAAAUUUGUAAAGUUCGAGCUUUUCUUUUCCUCUCUAAUUGCACUUUAAAUUGAAUAUCACGUUUAAUAUUUGUGUAAAUUAUUAAAGAAAAAUUAAUAAAACAUUAUAGAGA